GAGUGAGAGGCGGGUCUGCGGCCGCAGUUUCUGAGCUCGCGCCGGAGGUGGGAGCCGGGAGCUUUCUUGUGUAGCUGGCCGCGGCUUUUUCAUGUGGUGUUCUGCCUGAGACCGAGGCAGGUGCGCCACGGGCUCCCCAGCCGAGGCCUGGCUGUGGCUGGGGAGACAGUGAAAGACCCGGCUGGACAGGCCGGACCGGGCUCAGCACCGCAGGCUCAGACGCGGCCUUUAAGAGGAGAGGCCUGAGAGAAGAGCCCAGAGCGGGGCUGGGGCUGCAGUGAAGCGACGCUGACGCUCAGAGAACUGCUGAGAGGCGGUGGCGCGAGGUGGGACUCAAAUGCUGGAGGAAGGAGAGCCACCUUCUCCAGAUCCUGCCCUUCCCCAAGAGGAAGGCACAGAAGAGGAAGGAAUGGCAGGUGGUCUGCUCACAGCUGGGCCCCAAGAAUCCACACCUUUCAGCAGUGUGACUGUAGCUUUUACCCAGAAGGGAUGGAGGCAGUUGGCCCCUACUCCGAGGGACAGGUUCAAGGAAGGGAUGCCAGAAAAGUCCAGAAACCUGGUCCUACUGGGACUUCCAGUCUCCCAGCCUGGUAUGAACUCCCAGUUGGAACAAAGGGAAGGUUCAUGGAUGCUGGAGAGAGAAGGCCUCAGGAGUACCUGUCCAGAUUGGAAGAUUGUAUCUGAAUCACCACCUGAACAAGACAUUUCUGAAGAAUCAUUCCAAGACCCAAGUGUAGAGAUGCCCUCUGGGGAGUCAGAUCACAGGAACAGUGAACUGGGGAAGAGCUUCAAUCUGAGACCAGUUCUUUCUCCACAGCAGAGAGUUCCUACAGAAGUGAGACCCCGUAAAUGUGAAACACACACACAGAGCUUCAGGAAGAAUUCAGAUAUAAUUAAACCUCACAGAGCGAAGCCGUACAUAUGUAAUGAAUGUGGCAAAGCCUUCAGUUACUGUUCUUCCCUUUCUCAGCACCAGAAGAGCCACACUGGGGAGAAGCCAUAUGAGUGCAAUGAAUGCAGGAAGGCCUUCAGCCAGAGCUCAUCUCUUAUUCAGCACCAGAGGAUUCACACCGGAGAGAAACCUUAUAAAUGCAGUGAAUGUGGAAGAGCCUUCAGCCAGAAUGCAAACCUUACAAAACACCAGCGAACUCAUACUGGAGAAAAGCCCUACAAAUGUAGUGAGUGUGAGAAAGCCUUCAGUGACUGUUCAGCCCUUGUUCAGCAUCAGAGAAUUCACACUGGAGAGAAGCCUUACGAAUGCAGCGACUGUGGGAAGGCCUUCCGCCACAGUGCAAAUCUUACAAACCACCAGAGGACUCAUACAGGGGAGAAGCCCUACAAGUGCAGCGAAUGCGGGAAGGCCUUCAGCUACUGUGCGGCAUUUAUUCAGCACCAGAGAAUCCAUACAGGGGAGAAACCCUACAAGUGUAAUGCAUGUGGGAAGGCCUUCAGCCAGAGUGCAAACCUCACAAACCACCAGAGGACUCACACUGGAGAGAAACCCUACAAGUGCAGUGAGUGCGGGAAGGCCUUCAGCCAAAGCACAAACCUUAUAAUCCACCAAAAGACCCACACUGGGGAGAAGCCUUAUAAAUGUAAUGAAUGUGGGAAAUUCUUCAGUGAGAGCUCAGCCCUUAUUCGACAUCAUAUAAUUCACACAGGAGAAAAACCCUAUGAGUGCAAUGAGUGUGGAAAGGCAUUUAACCAGAGCUCAUCCCUUAGUCAGCAUCAGAAAAUUCACACUGGUGUGAAACCUUACGAAUGUAGUGAGUGUGGGAAGGCCUUCAGGUGUAGUUCAGCUUUCAUUAGACAUCAGAGACUCCAUGCUGGAGAGUAACUGGGAACAUAACCAAAGUGGAUGGGGACCUGACAGGUAAUUUGAAGGCAUCUGGGGACAUCUGACUAAGUGUAGCCCAGAGCCACAUGCAAAAGCACCUUUAAUAAAUAGUCACUAUUUUACAUGUUGCA
Molecule: messenger RNA, 1968 nt
Organism: Eubalaena glacialis (North Atlantic right whale)
Lineage: Eukaryota; Metazoa; Chordata; Mammalia; Artiodactyla; Balaenidae
Gene: ZNF79
Product: zinc finger protein 79
Exons: 5
Coding region: 338-1837 (499 amino acids)
Biological process (GO): regulation of transcription by RNA polymerase II
Cellular component (GO): nucleus
Molecular function (GO): DNA-binding transcription activator activity, RNA polymerase II-specific; RNA polymerase II cis-regulatory region sequence-specific DNA binding
Source: RefSeq, a predicted model, not a curated record